UAGGCGGCGUGUGCGCGCCGGGUGUGGACACCUUUUGCAGUGCGGACCCGGGAAAAACCGGGUGCGCAGCUUUGUGUAUAAAUAGUGGCUGCGCCGUUAUCAACAGCUUCUGUUCACUUCUGACCAGGAAGAGUCUGCAAGAGGAAAACCCAAAGACAAGAUCAAGAGAAGAAGGGAAGAUUAUCUGGAGAAAACGUACUCCAACCGGACAAUAGCUUUUGCGCAUUCCCUCUUACGGAUAAUACAACAACAAAUACUGCGAACAUGCCUGUCUCCAGGAUGAGGAUGAGGCCGUGGCUGGAGAAGAUGAUCGAGUCCAACACCGUCUCGGGGCUGAAUUGGGUUGACAAGGACCAGAAAAUGUUCUGCAUUCCCUGGAAACAUGCGGCUCUGCACGGCUGGGAGAUGGACAAGGACGCCUCUCUGUUCAAAAUGUGGGCCAUCCACACCGGGAAGUACACUAAUGGCCAGAACACCGACCCAAAGACGUGGAAAGCCAACUUCCGCAACGCGAUGAACUCGCUGCCUGACAUUGAGGAGGUGAAAGACAAGAGCAUCCACAAGGGCCAACAAGCCGUGCGCGUCUUCAAGAUGCUGCCUGUCACCCCAAAGUCUGGAGAUAAACAUAGAAAAUCAAAGGACAAAAAGCCGAGGAGGAAGAUGGUCAAGAUAGAGGAAGACACAAACUACAGCGAUACUCAGUCGCCCGUGGAUGUGUCAAUGAUGGAAGAGUCCACCCAGGAGAACACGGUCGACAGUACGGUGCAGACAGAGCAUCAAGUUUGUGGAUUGGAACUUUCGGCCCCCGACUGGGCUUUAUCACUCGAGGUCGAGACAGAGACCUUUUCAAGCAACUUUUGCCAGAGUUUUCAAGUUUCACCCGACCACAGCCCCGAUUACAGCUAUUCCCAGGACAUUAUUGAGAUUUGCAAGCAACUGGGGAGAGACUCACACUUUUUGCCGAGCAGUUUAGACAUCAUGGGGUUCCUGAACAAUGAAGUAUGCAAUUAGCUUGCAUCCAGCCAAACAUCCAACAGACGAACCAACCAUCUAACCAACCAAACGUCCAACCAGCCAAACAUCCAACCAACGAACCAACCAUCUAACCAACCAAACGUCCAACCAGCCAAACAUCCAACCAA
Messenger RNA from Hippoglossus stenolepis (Pacific halibut), 1142 nucleotides. Its product is annotated as interferon regulatory factor 1. The record is from RefSeq and is a predicted model, not a curated record. Bases 265 to 1011 code for a protein of 248 amino acids. The transcript has 9 exons. NCBI's taxonomy places the organism in Eukaryota, Metazoa, Chordata, Actinopteri, Pleuronectiformes, Pleuronectidae. Gene Ontology annotation, biological process: immune system process; regulation of transcription by RNA polymerase II. Gene Ontology annotation, cellular component: nucleus. Gene Ontology annotation, molecular function: RNA polymerase II cis-regulatory region sequence-specific DNA binding; DNA-binding transcription factor activity, RNA polymerase II-specific.